Molecule: messenger RNA, 552 nt
Organism: Penicillium olsonii
Lineage: Eukaryota; Fungi; Ascomycota; Eurotiomycetes; Eurotiales; Aspergillaceae
Source: the annotation of a GenBank genome assembly
AUGCGCUAUAACAGGCGGUGUUGGAAAAAGUUGCUUAACAGCCCAAUUCGUCCAAAAUGUUUGGAUCGAAAGCUACGACCCCACGAUCGAGGAUUCAUAUCGGAAACAAAUCGAGGUAGACCGGCAAUGAGAGAGCUCUACAUGAAACAAGGCCAAGGCUUUCUACUUGUCUUCUCGAUCACCAGCAUGUCCUCCCUAAACGAACUUUCCGAGCUCCGUGAACAAAUCAUACGCAUCAAAGACGACGAAAAUGUCCCAAUCGUGAUUGUAGGCAACAAGUCCGAUCUGGAAGAAGACCGGGCUGUUCCCCGCGCUCGUGCAUUUGGUCUAUCGCAAAACUGGGGCAACGCACCAUACUACGAGACGUCAGCGCGACGUCGCGCAAACGUGAACGAGGUCUUCAUCGACCUGUGCCGUCAGAUCAUUCGCAAAGACUCCGAGGGAUCAAGGAGCAGCAGCGACCCAAGCCGCAAGCGAGAAGGCCCCAACCGUCAUGACCGGAAGAGAGACAACCGUCGCCCGAGGAAGCGUGGGCCAUGCGUCAUUCUCUGA